Acytostelium subglobosum LB1 is the source of this 408-nucleotide messenger RNA. RefSeq lists its product as hypothetical. Bases 1 to 408 code for a protein of 135 amino acids. The transcript is spliced from 2 exons. Lineage: Eukaryota; Evosea; Eumycetozoa; Acytosteliales; Acytosteliaceae. The record is from RefSeq and is a predicted model, not a curated record.
AUGAUUGUCAAGUUUAAGAAUCGAAUCAAAGCGACUGACAAGGUACACAAUGCAACUGCAAGAAAGGAUAUACCUCUGCUCGAGAUUGCCAAGUUGAAGGUACAAUCCAAGACCAGUGAUCUUGGCUACCUGGGUCUGUUCGACACGCCAUUCGCUCGCAUCAUGCCAUUCAUCAUCUCUCGUGGUCGCAAGAUGAUUGGGACGAUAAUAAAGGACGACAUUGAUUGCAUCAAGCGCGUGCACACUGAUGGGUUCGUCUCGACCAAGCCAUGGACAGAGAAGACAGGCAAGAAGUCACUGGACUACCCCAAGUUGGGCAAGGAGUGCGGGGACCUGCGAUACGAGGGCUUCUGUCCUGACGCAAUUGUCAAGAACAUGACCAAGGUCAAUGGAAAGUUUAUUGUAUAA